Messenger RNA from Nematocida ausubeli, 423 nucleotides. RefSeq lists its product as uncharacterized. The coding region runs from base 1 to 423 and encodes 140 amino acids. Gene Ontology annotation, molecular function: RNA binding. The transcript has a single exon. Lineage: Eukaryota; Fungi; Microsporidia. The record is from RefSeq and is a predicted model, not a curated record.
AUGCACGCAGCCGUACAAAUUAAACAUGUCCCAAGGACACUCACCAGAAGACUAAUUGAACUGGCAUUUUCACGGUUUGGGGAAAUUAAAAAGAUAAAAAUGCCAAGUAAAACCGUUAAAUAUGCCGUUAUUGAAUUUUUAAAUGAAAAUUCUGCAAAUAAUUCAAUUGCGCAAAUGGAUGGGACACAAUUAGCAGGAAUUCACAGCAGAAAGAAGGCCAUAAGAAAUGGACCGUGCGAAUUUGUAUGGGACCUAGCCAGAUAUAACCCAAGUGAAUUCCUGUGGGAAGGAGAUGCAGAUACAACAGAGAUAGAGAAGGAGAUCUUAAAGAAAAAGAAAAAGAAUCUGUUGUAUGUGGAAUCAAUUGACGGGAAAAUAACGCACGCAAAGGGUGCUAGGCAAAGACCCAUCAUAGAUGAAUAA